Messenger RNA from Pediculus humanus corporis (human body louse), 2091 nucleotides. Its product is annotated as Exostosin-2, putative. Gene Ontology annotation, cellular component: membrane. The record is from RefSeq and is a predicted model, not a curated record. Gene Ontology annotation, molecular function: glycosyltransferase activity. NCBI's taxonomy places the organism in Eukaryota, Metazoa, Arthropoda, Insecta, Psocodea, Pediculidae. The transcript is spliced from 8 exons. Bases 1 to 2091 code for a protein of 696 amino acids.
AUGAAAACAAAAUCAACGAUUCAUCUCGAUCGUUAUAAAAGUUUUUUCUUCCUUCUUUUUUUUAUAAUUGUAUUUUCGUUGUCAUUACUAACUAUAUUUCAUUUUUUGCCACUAAAAGUUUCCCAAGUCAGGAAAAAUGAGCCAGUAAUUUUAUACACCGAUUGGAAAGACCUACCAGUUCUUGCACUUAAAAAAACUUCACCUAUUGGUGAACCUAGAAAUCCAAAAUGUACUCAUUACGAUUGUUUCAACAUAUAUCGUUGUGGUCAAAGAGAUCACAUUAUUCAGGUUUAUGUCUACCCUUUAAAAACCUACAUAAAUGAAAAAGCAGAGCAUGUAGUGCCUCAGAUGUCCUUGGAAUACUACAAAAUUUUAAAGGCUAUAAUUAAUAGUAAAUAUUAUUCACCAAAUCCAGAUGAAGCUUGCAUACUAGUCCCUUCAAUUGAUACUUUGAAUCAAAACAAGCUUAAAUUAAAAGAAGUUUCACAGGUUUUAGCAUCACUUCCUCAUUGGAGAAAUGGAGAAAAUCAUUUGAUAUGGAACUUUAUUCCUGGAACAUCUCCUGAUUACAGUACAGUGGUAGAAUUAAAUGUUGGCAAAAGCAUAAUUGCUGGAGCAGGUUUUUCAUCUUGGUCAUUUAGAUAUGGUUUUGAUAUAUCACUACCCUUAUUCAGUCCUUAUGCUAAAUCUAUAAAAACAUUAAAUAAAUCUCAAGAAAAAAAAUGGUUUGUCAUUAAUUCUCAAGCUAAUUUACAUUCUGAUUAUGAAAGAGAACUCGGAGCUUUAUCUGGGGUUGUUAAACUUGAAUUAUGCGAAAAUGGAGAUCCAAGAUUCAGAUGUCACCAAGGAAUAGCAUAUAAUUAUCCAUCAGUUCUUCAGCAUGCAACUUUUUGCAUUAUAAUUAGAGGAGCAAGAUUAGCUCAGCAAGCACUUUUAGAAUCUUUGAGUGCUGGUUGCAUUCCAGUCAUAGCUGCUGACCUCAUGGUAUUACCCUUUCAAGAUGUGAUUGAUUGGAAAAGAGCCAGUAUAACAAUCUUGGAAAGUGAUUUGUCUUCUCUAAUUGAAAAACUUUCUAGUGUUUCCGAUGAUAAAAAACUUGAACUUCAACAACAAGGAACUUGGUUGUAUCAAAGAUAUUUUGAAUCCAUUGAAAAAAUUACUUUGACUACUUUAGACAUAAUAAAUCAAAGAGUUUAUCCUCAAAAUUCACUUCAUUAUGAAGAUUGGAAUAUUCCAAAACAAAUGCUUAGUUCGAAAAAUCCUUUGAAAUUGGAACUUACUGCUCCUAGAGCUCCUGGAUUUACUGCAGUCAUAUUAACUUAUGACAGAGUUGAAAGUUUAUUUUUACUCAUACAACAGCUGUCUAAAGUUCCGAGUCUUAGUAAAAUUUUAGUUAUUUGGAAUAACCAAAAAAAAGAGCCACCAGCUUCAUCUCUUUGGCCAAAAUUGAUAAUACCAAUGGAAUUAAUAAGAACAAAAGAAAAUAAAUUGUCCAAUCGUUUUUAUCCGUAUGACCAAAUAGAAACGGAAGCUGUUUUGAGUAUAGAUGAUGAUAUUGUUAUGCUUACACCUGAUGAAUUGGAAUUUGGAUAUGAAGUUUGGAGAGAGUUUCCUGAUCGAAUUGUAGGUUUUCCAUCUAGAACUCAUGUGUGGGAUAAUAAUACAGGACAAUGGAAGUAUGAAUCCGAAUGGACGAAUAAAAUAUCAAUGGUUUUAACCGGUGCAGCUUUUCAUCAUAAAUAUUGGAAUUAUUUAUACACGACCGCCAUGCCAGGUGACAUUAAGCAAUGGGUAGACAAUCACAUGAAUUGUGAAGAUAUUGCAAUGAAUUUUUUAGUUGCCAACAUCACUAGAAAAUCUCCAAUAAAGGUGACUCCGAGGAAAAAAUUUAAAUGUCCCGAAUGUACUAAUACAGAAAUGUUGUCAGCUGAUUUAACUCAUAUGGUAGAAAGGUCACAUUGCAUAAAUAAAUUUGCUGCAAUUUAUGGAAACAUGCCUUUAGUUGAUGUUGAAUUUCGAGCUGAUCCUGUUUUGUUUAAGGAUAGCUUUCCGGAAAAACUCAAAAGAUACAAAGAUAUUGGAAGUUUGUGA